AUGAUAAUCAAUAAUAAAAUAUUAAAAAAUCACAUAAACUAUUAUAUAAGAAAACUAAAUCUAAAUAUUUUUGAAAAUAAAUACUUUAUUUUAUGUUAAAUAUAGACUAUUAUUAUAUAUAUUUUUUUAAAAAAAAGAAAAAAAAUAACUAAGUUUUAUAUAUUUUUUUUUAAAAAAAAAUAAAAAUAAAAAUAAUAAAUUAUAUUUUUUUUAAAAAAAAAAAAAUUAAAAUAAAAAUAUUUAAAAAAUAAAAAAAACAUAAAAUUAUAUAUAAUUAAUAAAAUAUUUAUAAAAAUGUCUUCCUAAAUAGAAGAAAGUUUAGAUAAAUAUUACGAUGAAGAAUACGAAUAAGACAUAAAAGAAGAAAGUGACAAAAAAAAUCAAAAAAUUUAAUAAAGACUAUAAAAUAAAUAACCAAAACUACCCAAUGUAAAUUUGAAAAUAUUUCAUAAAAAUGAUGAAUAAAAAAAAAAUAUUUAAAAAGAAAAAAAAUAAAAUUAACCAAAAAUUCCUUUAAAAAAAAACAUUAUUAAAAAUGAACUUAAAGGAGAGAUUUUUGAUUCCGAAAAUUUAGAAAAAGGAGAUUAGGCUAUUUAGGAAAACCAAGAAGAUUUAGAAUUAAAAGAAAAAGAAAGAAAAAGGAAAAUUUUAAUAGAAUAAAAGCAAAAAAGGAAACAAAAUUACGAUACAUAGGAUUAAAAAGUACAAUUAAUACUAGAAAAUCACGAGAAAAAAUAAAAGGAAUUAUAAGAUAAAGAAGAAUUUUAAGGAUAAUUAGAGAUUGAAAAAUAAUUAUAAAAACAUGCUUAAAAUUUUAUAUAAGAAGGAUAAAAUAAUUUAUAAAAAGAAAAUAAAGCUUUAAAUAAUAUUGAUAAAAUAUUAUAAGAAAAAAGUAAAAAAUAAAAGGAAAAAAACUUAUAAUAUGAGGAAAAUUUAAAAGAAAGAAAUGAAUAAGACGCUUAGUAAAUAAAAACAUUAAAAGUUUAAUUAAAAUAUUUAAACUAAGAAAAUUUAAAAAUUAAAUAAACUCUUUAAAAGCUAAAAUAAAAUAAAGAAUUAUGUUUGUAAUAAAUUUAAUAAUUAAAAAUUAAAGAUAAUGUAGUUGAUUUAGGAAAUAAUAAAUUCACUUCCUUUGGUCUUGUACCUGAAGUAAGAAAUUAAAAACCAAAUUAAUAUAAUAUUGAUACAAUCGUUGAUUAAGAGGAAUCUUCAUAUUAAGAAAAGUUAAAUGAUUAAGAGAAAAAUAUAAUUACAGAACCUACUGUUGUAGAGCUUAUUGUAAACAAAAUAACUUUAUAAGGUUUACAAUUAGUUGAUGUUUUUUAAUUAUUAGAUUUCAAUGGAGAUGGUAUAUUAAGUAUAAAUGAAAUAACUGAUAAUAUUUAAAAACUUUAAUUAGAAUUAACUGAUGAAGAAAUAAAAGAAAUGAUAAAAAUAAUUGAUUCAAACAAUGAUGGAGUUAUAAGCGAAUAUGAAUUUGUUAAAAAUCUAGAAAAUUAAUAUGAAUAAUAAAAAGAAUACUAAAAAAUAAUGGGUGAAUUAAAAAAUAUAUCAAAUCCAAUAGUUUUAUAGGAGAGAAUUUUAGAUUUAGAUUCACGCUUAAAAUAUUGUUAAAAAAUAUAAAUUUAAGAAUAAAAAGAAAAUAUAAAAAAAUAACCUGAAAUUGAUAAAUAUUUAAAUUAAUUAAAAGAAAUAGAAGAAAAAUAUUAAAAAAAUAAAUGA
Molecule: messenger RNA, 1722 nt
Organism: Ichthyophthirius multifiliis
Lineage: Eukaryota; Ciliophora; Oligohymenophorea; Hymenostomatida
Exons: 7
Molecular function (GO): calcium ion binding
Source: RefSeq, a predicted model, not a curated record